Messenger RNA from Morchella sextelata, 1074 nucleotides. RefSeq lists its product as uncharacterized. The record is from RefSeq and is a predicted model, not a curated record. Lineage: Eukaryota; Fungi; Ascomycota; Pezizomycetes; Pezizales; Morchellaceae. The transcript has 2 exons. Bases 1 to 1074 code for a protein of 357 amino acids.
AUGUACACCCCCGACUGCACCACAUUUCGUCCCACACCAACUCCAGGUGUAAGAAUGGGGUAUGGGGAUGCUUCCUCAGACCCUUUUGGGAUGUAUGGGAAUGAAAGUUACUGUUUCGAGUCAGUUCCGGCCUACGAAUCGCAAAAUUCUCACACACCUUCAUGGCCCAGCUCAGUCUACCCAGAGGAUACAUAUGCCACUCAGUUGCCUGGUGUGCUGCUGGGCCAUAUGGUGGAGAGUAUCCUCCCUGCGCCGAAAGUCCGCGGCGGGCUGCCCCGUCCGACCACUGCAACCAAGAGGUUCAAUGAGCCCCUUUUGGACUUACCCGCAGGCUACGCGCAAUGGACCCCAUACACCAUCACCCCAAGGUCGAAUGAGCCCCGCAUCUACUCACCCGAAUACCCGAAAUAUUGGGUUGCCGAAGGGCAAGGUAGUGAUAGUCCUGAAGGACGCAUAAAUCUCGACGCUAGCAAUCAUAAGCCUGUCACCUCCAAAUCGAAUGCGCCCCGCAUUUACUCACCCAACUACUCCCAGUUUUGGGUUCACGAAGGGCAAGGGAAUGAUAGUCCUGACGACCGCAGGCAUCUCGACGCCAGCACCCAUAAACCCAACCCCGAUAUCUUUCACUAUGUCCAGCCCUCAUCCAGUCGUCUCAGGGACCCUCGCGGCCGCAUGCUCCUCGACCACCUCCACGCUGCCGCUAUGCGCGCUGAAGAGAAGGAGGCUGCGAGGCGAUACCUUCCUAUCUCUCCAUUAACCCCACUAUCUCCCAGGGAUACCCCAAGUCCGGCGUCUUAUGCCAAAGUCAAUGCCAAUAUUAAUGUCGAGCCCAGAGCGGCCUUUGAUCUAAGAGUAGAUACGACGAUCGACUCGAGGAUCGUUGAGAGAUUGAGCCGGCUUCUGGUGCCGAAUUGUCCGCCGGAGUCGAUGCUUGCUUGGGAGAUACAGCAGCGGUGGAGACGUGAGGUAGAGUCGGAGUUGAUGAUGCCGGAAAUGAUGCAUCCGAGGCCGAGUCGGUGGGGGGUAGGGUUUUAUGGCUGGCUUGGUUAUGGAACAUAUUCACCCAGUACGUGA